Molecule: messenger RNA, 3877 nt
Organism: Anarrhichthys ocellatus (wolf-eel)
Lineage: Eukaryota; Metazoa; Chordata; Actinopteri; Perciformes; Anarhichadidae
Product: E3 ubiquitin-protein ligase TRIM17-like
Molecular function (GO): zinc ion binding
Source: RefSeq, a predicted model, not a curated record
UUGUAGAAGUGAGCCGUGAUUCUGAGCUCUAACGUGUUGUUCUGCGCCAUCACCUGCCCGUGGAAACCCGGAACCACUGAAAGUGAUCCAAGGGGUGCGGCUUUCUUUUUCUUUUUUUUUUACAGGAAAGUGAAAGUGAAGGAAAUGAAACUGACUGUUACAAAACAACUCUACUGCCCGCCAGCCUGGCAGAGCGAAUGAAGAGCCAUGGCGUCCGCUGCGUCCACUCCGAGGAUUUGACCUGUCCCGUUUGUCGGACCAUCUUCGCGGAUCCGGUGACUCUUCUCUGCGGACACUCCUGUCCGAGUCCGCAGUGUCCACAGUGUGAGACAGCCGUUCCGACGUUGUGUGGUCUUCCAACCAGCGUUACACUGAAGAGGCUCGCUGAGAAGAUGAAGAAAGAGAACGGGAGAGACGGAGCAGAGGCGGCUAAGCUGUGCCCUGAGCAUGAAGAAAAGCUCAAACUGUUCUGCGUCACAGAUCAGCAGCUGGCUUGUAUCAUAUGCCGAGACGCUGAGAGGCACGACGGGCACAAGUUCAAACCCAUCAAGGAAGCAGCCGCAUCCCUGAGACGGGAGCUGGAGGGGGGCAUGGAGGGCCUUCGCAGCGACAUCGUCGCUACAGAGAGCCUCGCCCACACACAGAGGGCGGAAAUGACGAAAACCACGGAGAAGUCUCAGCAGCUGGCGACACAAAUCCGCAGGCAGUUUGAGGAGAUGCACCAGUUUCUGAGGAAGAGAGAAGAUGAGGUGAAGAAUGAGCUGCGAUGCAAAGAGGAAGACGCUGUCGAGAGAAUGAGGGGGAGCUUGGAUGCUAUGGAGACCGCUUUGUCCCAGAGCAGGGAGUUGGAGGGAGAGCUGACAUCGGUUCUGCAGAUCGAAGACUCUGAGGGACUCUUGAGGAGCUGGACUGAGGGUAACAGCAGGGCGGCCCCGGAGCGCUUAUUCAGGCCCAGGGCCAACGAUCUCCAAGUGGUGAACACCUCGAUCUCUUUGGGGCCCUAUGAAAGCCACCUGCAGUUCUUUGUGUGGAAGGAGAUGCUGCAGGUGAUCCAGCCCCGAGCAGAGCUGCUCUCACUCACGACCAACCGCGCAGCUAUAACCGUUUCUGAUGAUGGCCGGAGUUUGUUUUGCACUCCCAAGCGCGAACAAGCUCCAUCAGGUCACUCCUCCAUUUUUGGCACCAACGUAAGAUCCGGCCAAAACACGGGCUUAAACUUUGGUUCCACCGCAGGAUCAGAGUUUAACUUUGGUCCCACCGCAGGAUCGGAGUUUAAAUUUGGUCCCACUGCAGGAUCGGGCCAAAACACGGGCUUAAACUUUGGUCCCACCGCAGGAUCGGAGUUUAAAUUUGGUCCCACCGCAGGAUCGGGCCAAAACACGGGCUUAAACUUUGGUCCCACCGCAGGAUCGGAGUUUAAAUUUGGUCCCACCGCAGGAUCGGGCCAAAACACGGGCUUAAACUUUGAUCCCACCGCAGGAUCAGAGUUUAACUUUGGUUCCACUGCAGGAUCGGGCCAAACCGCAGCCUCCUCAAUCAUAAGCCAUGUAUUCAGUGUCAAUGAGUUUACUUCAGGGCAACAUUACUGGGAGACAGAGGUUGGACUCAGAGACUAUUGGGCACUAGGGAUAAAAGAUUAUUUCCUGAACUACGACGGCCAGAAAUAUUCCACCUGUAGUCCCAAAACAACCACAGAGCUAGCACUUGGAGCCAGACCUCGGAAGAUUGGCAUUUACCUUAACUGCUCCUCCAAGAAGCUCUCCUUCUACGAUGCAGACAACAUGACGCACAUUCACACUCUGAGCGCUGGUCUCAUGUCCACACCACUGUCAGCACAGUUCAACAUCAGAGUCGCAGCACCUGAUCGUAACCCUCUGACGGUGUGCUGGUACUGAGGUCCAGAUCAUUAUCACAACAGGAUUCAGCUUUGAGCAGAACUGAUCCAAACAUUAGACAGGUUCAAAGCUUCACACCAAAGGAAAUGAAUGGAGUAAAUCCAUCACCAAAUCUAAAACAGUGUAAUACAUAUUUCUAUAGGUCAGUCUGGCGUUCUACCAUUUCCAUGGGCUUCAUCAUAGGGCUUGUGGUUGUGGUGUCGUAUGGUAUAUGUAGCACCACGUAAACACAUUUGAAUGUUGUUGUUCUGUUGUCCGUCAGAUUGUGAAUGUUAUGUAUUAUUUGUGGUUCUAUGUAGUUUCCUGUCUGUCUGACAUGUCAUGCCGCUCUGUCACCAGUGGAGGGCGGUGUUUUCAUGUGACGUGCUGUGUGAGGCUGGUGAACAGCAGAUCGCUGUUUUCAAUACAAAAAUAACAUGAACAAAUAUGCUCAAUAAAACGUUGUUGGCUCAAAACUUUGGUCAGUAUUUUUUGAAUAAUAAAAGAAAAAACUUAAUUUGUGUUGAACAUUUCCUCCCACACUGAGAAACAAGUCCUCCAGACAACUCUGUAGAAUAGAUCCUCUACAAACUGCUUCAUGGAGAUUUAACAGGUUCCUAAACAUCUCAUGCUGUCAGAGCAUAUUCAUCUCCGUCAUAGAGCAUGAGAACAUGAGCCUCUGGAUCUGUAACUUUUAGUUUGAUCUUUUUAUCAGAUUAUAUAUACACAAUACACAUACUGUAUAUACUUUUUUAUAUGUGUGUAUAUAUAAAAAAGUAUAGAGUAGUAUGUCACAAAGUAUGAUACUCUGUGACAUACUAAUCUAUCAGAGUAGUACAUCAUAGAGUAGUACAUCGUGCUCCAUUACUGUGUAAGUUGAUGAGUGAAGUCCAUGAUGCUCUGCAGUCAUCAGAUCGUCUCUAUGUUCAGAAGAAUGAGCACAAAACCGAUACAUCCAUAUUGGAAAUUUUUGAGAUGUUCUAUAUUUUUUAAAUUCACUUUGCCAGCAGAUACCUUCGCUUAUUUGUUACGUUCUAAUAAGUCUCCCGUUCUAAAGGAAUGAAUAAAUGCUCGUGGGUCUCUCUUGUAUUAAUGACAUGCGUAUCAGUCGGACACGACUCCUGAUCGGAGAAGCUGUCCUCCAUCACUUGAAGGUGUAGCAGAACCAACUAUAGCAGGGGAGAAGAAGAGUGAAACCUGGAGGUGACUAUGGACCUCCAUGAACUUGAACUCAACCCUUUAAUGACCAACAGCUGCUGGUAAAGUGAGCUAUAAAGUGUGAAGUUAUGUCUCUAACACAUUGUGGUCUGGAUGCUCUGCAGCUUCACAUCAACAUCAAGAGGUGAGUCCUGUGUAGAGAAGACUUCUGCUUUUAAAUUUCAAUCACUGGCUCACAUUAAUUGAUUAAUUGAUUAUUUUGGCCAUGAUAGAAGUGUUGUGAAAACAUCGUGACAGCGCUACGUGGAAGUACAUUCUUCAUAAACAUAUUGAUGGAACAGAGAGGAAGCACUGUGCUACAUGUUGAAGGGUGAAACAUUACCUCACACUGAAACACCCCAAAGAGACAGACACACGCCGACUAGUUGUCAUUGAAUUGUCUUUAAUCAUUGAAAGAAACUAAACAAGUUAAAAGACAUGGCCGGCCACAGACACACUCGAGUGCAUCAGCAUAAUCCUCAUUUGGCUAUUAAAAACAUAAAGGUUGGUCACAACAAGUCUUAGAUAUGGAGUUUGGAUCCAGUGAUAUUGCUGUGGGAAACAAACGCACAGGUAUUCAAAUUCACAUUUUCCGUACCAAAUAUCCUAUGAAUGAGCGCUCACACGACCUAAAGGUGUCGCUCAAGCUAGCUAAAGACCAUGCGGCAGGCAUACAGGGUGUGAGUGACGACAGUUAGGCCUUAUGCUAACGACCUAUAGUGUACAGUGAACGUGUAAAUGUUAGACUGAAGCGUGAACACGUCUCCUCUCUCCUGAAUACAAAAGGAGACAAAACAAACGUUAAA